Messenger RNA from Parastagonospora nodorum SN15, 129 nucleotides. RefSeq lists its product as hypothetical. The record is from RefSeq and is a predicted model, not a curated record. The transcript is spliced from 2 exons. NCBI's taxonomy places the organism in Eukaryota, Fungi, Ascomycota, Dothideomycetes, Pleosporales, Phaeosphaeriaceae. Bases 1 to 129 code for a protein of 42 amino acids.
AUGGAGCACAUCUCGCCAAGCUUACGCAUGUUGUACAGCUUGAGCUAUGGCCCUCCAUUGAACGACUGUUUCCAAACACAACUGCCUGCACUGGAGUGGGAACACCGUUUCUUCGGCACAGUCUACUAG